Pocillopora verrucosa is the source of this 2217-nucleotide messenger RNA. Its product is annotated as potassium voltage-gated channel protein Shaw-like. Gene Ontology annotation, biological process: protein homooligomerization; potassium ion transmembrane transport. Gene Ontology annotation, molecular function: protein binding; delayed rectifier potassium channel activity. Gene Ontology annotation, cellular component: membrane; voltage-gated potassium channel complex. NCBI's taxonomy places the organism in Eukaryota, Metazoa, Cnidaria, Anthozoa, Scleractinia, Pocilloporidae. The record is from RefSeq and is a predicted model, not a curated record.
UAAACAUUGCGAGAGUUAUACAAGCUUUUCUGGCAAAGAGCCUUUUUCGUGGAGCAAAAAAUCGAUUUUUGUCGUCUGGUUUGUACUGAUCAACAAAUUGCAGACGGGUAAAUUGAUCUCAUAACAAUUUCAACCACAAGGAAUAGAGAUGAUUCGCGGAAAAUCACACUGGUUGAAAGCAUAUGUUCAAUUGCUUGUUUCUUGUUGACCAAGGUUGAAAGAACCACGCACCUGUCGAGUGAGAAAUUUUCGAAUUUCUUGGCUCAGAUUUGUUACGGAGUUUUUGCCCGCAAAACCACAAGUGCACCAACGUGGACUGUUAAAAUAAUCUUUUCUGGGAUUUGUGGCAGAGUUGGGGUGAGAAAAAAACGCCCAGCGCCGAUGAGGAAUUCCCUUUGGAAAUGAAUGAGUUGAAUACGGUUGCAGUCAAGGAAAUUGUUAGCAUAAGGGAAGAAGAAAAACUAGACAAAGAAGAGGAGGAACCAAGCAUGCAAGAUGUGGAAAUUCCGGGCAGUUCAAACAACGUGCAAGAUUGUGAGCUGCACAAGCAACGCAGUCAAACAUCGUCCUCGCCGCCGCAAACAGCGAAACGAAAAGAUCGCAUAAGCAUUAAUGUUGGUGGUAUCAGACACGAAACGUAUCGUAGUACACUAAAAAAUAUUCCCGACACUCGUUUGUCGUGGCUUGCAGAUGCCUCGCCUGGUUCCGUGGACUAUGAUGCAGAUAUGGGAGAAUACUUUUUUGACCGCCAUCCAAGCGUAUUUUCUAAUGUUUUAAACUAUUAUCGCACGGGAUAUCUUCAUUGCCCGUUGGAUGUUUGUGGACCUUUAUUCGAAGACGAGCUGAAUUUUUGGGGAAUUGAUGAUCAGCAAGUGGAGUCCUGUUGCUGGUUAACGUAUCGACAACAUCGAGAUGCACAAGAAACGCUCGCUGCGUUCGAAGGAGUGGAAUUCGAAAACGAUUUUGACGAUGAAGAACAGCCUGAUUUUGGCCGAUACGGCUUCACAUUCGCGGCGGAAACCGAACCAAAUGUAACUUGGUGGCAGAAAUAUCAGCCGCGAAUUUGGACUUUAAUGGAGGAGCCGUAUUCUUCAAAGCUUGCGAAGGUCAUUGCAUACACGACACUGACACUGAUCGUCCUGUCAGUGAUCUUGUUCUGUUUGGAGUCCAUACAAUAUUUCCGUGAGGAAAAACCCGAGCUGGCGCUUAAAAUCUUGGAAGCAAUCUGCGUUGCCUGGUUUACGCUGGAACUUUUGGUUCGAUUCAUCUUUUGUCCACAUAAAUUGGCAUUCUUCAAAAAAGUUAUGAACUGGAUAGAUUUUUUGGCGAUCGUGCCGUUUUACGUCAGCCUAUACCACGCUACAGAGAACAGUGACAACGUGGAGAUCUUGAAUAUAAUUCGGCUCAUCAGAAUUUUCCGGAUUUUCAAACUUUCUCGUCACUCAUCCGGGCUUCAAAUCUUGGGACACACUUUGCGAGCAAGCGUGCGCGAGCUACUUCUACUAAUUUCGUUUUUGAUCAUCGGAGUUGUCCUAUUUGCUAGUUUAAUUUAUUACUGGGAGAAAGACGUUCCCAACACGAAAUUCUGCGACAUACCAAAUUGCUUCUGGUGGGCCGUGGUUACCAUGACGACCGUGGGUUAUGGUGACAUGGCACCCAUAACGCCUAUGGGUAAAUUUAUUGGCAGCAUUUGCGCGGUUUGUGGAGUGCUGACGAUAGCACUUCCGGUUCCUGUAAUUGUCAACAAUUUUUCUUUGUACUAUUCUCACGCCCAGGCGAGACUUAAAUUACCGAAGAAGCGACGUCGAGUUCUCGUUAAUGCUCCGAACGCUCUUAAGGCGUCGGCCGUCGUCGAGAAUGGAAUGAGUGGUGAUUCCAAUGGCAGCUCUGAUAGCGGCUGCACUGAGAACAGUGCUGCAAAUGGUGGAAGAAAGUGUAGUCUUCUGAUUACUGAUGAACUCAAUGAAGUUAAACCCAGACGGCCUGUGAGGAGGGAUAGUCAUUUGUUUAAUAAUACAUCAACUUCCAAUGGAGAUGUUGCUGCUACCGCUGCCACAACAAACAACAGCAGUCGACAAAAUUACGCCAUGCAGAAACGGCUGUCAAUGAGACCUACAGUACCCACCCUACCGGAAGUGGAAUGAAACCAACGAUACCAAACCUAGCGGAUAUGAAAUGAACCCUUCCCGAGAUUACGUGUCAUCUAUGGAGGUAAGG